Messenger RNA from Hepatospora eriocheir, 2121 nucleotides. NCBI's taxonomy places the organism in Eukaryota, Fungi, Microsporidia, Hepatosporidae. The record is from the annotation of a GenBank genome assembly.
AUGAGUGAUAAGAAAGUUACAUUAGGUAUUGAUUUAGGAACAACAUAUUCAUGUAUGGCAGGAGUAUUGCAAGGAAAAGUACAGAUUAUAGAGAACAAAGAAGGAGAUAGAACAACACCUUCAGUAGUUUACUAUAAACCAAAUUCACCAGGAGUAGUUGUAGGUAAUCCAGCAAUCCAGAUGGCACAAGAGAAUCCAUCACAGUUCAUUUAUGAAGCUAAGAGAAUGAUUGCAAGAGGAUAUUAUGAUAAGGAUAUUCAGGCAACAAUGAGUAAGUAUCCUUUUAAGAUUAAAGAGAUUAAGACAGCUAAUAGAACAAUGGAAGAGAGAAAGGUAGCAAGUGAUAAUGCAGCAAUUGAAGUAAAGUAUGAUAAUAAGGUUAAAGAUCUGGAAGUGUUUGAAGUAUCAGCAGCAGUACUAAACUACUUGUAUGAUUCAGCACAGUACAGAUUGGGAGCAUCACCAAAUUAUGUAGUUGUAACUGUACCAGCAUAUUUUAAUGACAAUGCAAAGAAAAGAACAAUAACAGCAAUGGAUAUUGCAUUUAAUGGGAAAGUUGAUGAGAAUAAUAAUCCAGUAAAGGUAGAGUAUAAAUUAUUAACAGAACCAACAUCAGCAGGUAUAGCAUAUGCAGUAUUAACUAGUCAGGCAAAAGAGGUAAAAGAUGAACAAAAAGUACUAAUUUUUGAUCUUGGAGGAGGUACAUUUGACGUGUCAUUUUUGUCACUUUAUUUCGGAGAAUCAACACCAACAGGAGAAGUACUUGCAACAGAUGGAGAUAAUUAUUUAGGAGGAGCAGAUUUUGAUAAUAUCAUAAUUAAGAAAGCUAAAGAAAGUUUCUAUAGAAGGAAUCCAAGUAUAAAUGAGAAUAGUUUGUCACCAGAAGAGAAGCAAAUAGCAGAUAUGAGAUUAAGACAGUAUGCUAUUAAAAUGAAGACAGAAUUAUCUCAAGAUACGAUGGCAGAAAUUAACUUAGAAAGGUUUAUUGCAAAUACACCAUUAAACUUCAGAAUGACAAGAAACGCAUUUGAAAGUGCAUCAAGGUCAUUAUUUGAUAAGUUAUUAGAACGUGUGAAAGGAGUGUUACUUUCAUAUAGGAAUGUAGAACCAAUUUAUGAUGACAAUGGAUACAUAAAUGUACAAGAAACAAUGUCACGUAAUAAGUUUAGUGGAAACUUAAAUGAUGUGAUACAACAAGCUAAAUUAGAAAUAGAUAAAGUAAUUUUAGUAGGUGGAUCAUCAAGAAUACCAAAAGUACAGUCAAUGAUGAAAGAAUUCUUUAAACAAGGAUUGUCAGCAAAUCAAUUAGAAGCAAGAAAGAAUGUAUUUGUAAAUCCAUGUAAUGAAGAUGAAGCAGUAGCAAUGGGAGCAGGAUUAUUAGCAAAUUCAAUCUAUCCACAUGAUGGAUCAACAGAUGGAACACUUAUUUUAUCAGAUAUCAAUCCAUUUGCACUUAACAUUGACACUCAAGGAAAUAUUGCAACACCAAUAAUUCCAGCAAAGCAACGUAUUCCAUGUUCUAAUUCUCAGGUAUUUACAACAGCUGAACAUAAUCAGACAGCUGUAACUAUCAAGAUAUCGCAAGGUAACAGAGCACUAACUAAAGAUAAUGUAAUUCUUGGAGAUUUCACUUUAAGUGGUAUUCCACCACAACCAAAGGGUGUUCCUAAGAUUAAAGUUACGUACACUCUUAAUGAUGAUAACAUUCUUCAUGUAUCAGCUGUAGAUGAAGGUUCUAAGACUCAGAAGGAAUUCACUGUAACUAACAUGAGUAGUAAAUUAAAUAGUGAUGAUAUUGAAAGAAUGAAAGCUGAUGCUGAAAAGUACAAAGAAUAUGAUGCUGAGAUUCUUGAGAAGAGAAAUUCUAUUAAUAAGUUUUAUGCUCUUAUUGAUUCAUGUGAAGAUCAAGUCAGUAAACUUGAUGAGUCUGUUAAAGCUGAAGUUCAAGCUAAGAUUGAUGAGUAUCGUACUUUCUGUGAUAAUGAAGUUGAUAAUUAUGAUUCUGUUGCUAUUAAAGAAAAGUAUGCAACUGCUGAGAAAACUUUAACUGAAAUGAUUGCAGGUAAAAUGGGUGGUGCUGCUCAAGGCACUUCUAAUCCCGAUGUAGAAGAAGUUCUAUAA